AAUUAUUUAUUAAAACUAAUAUUUUUAUAUAAAAAAAUAAUUAAUGGAGCUCUUAAUAUGUAUUCUAGGGAUAUAUAUUUCAUUUCUUUUAUGGAGUAUUUUACAAGAACGUAUAACAACUAGAUCUUAUGGAAAGGAAAUAUUUAAUUCAGUAAUAAUAUUAAGUAUCAUGCAAUCAUUUAUUGCUAUUAUAGUAUCUUUUAUAUUUACUUAUUUCAUUACAAAACGAUCAAAAAAAAAAAAGCCUACUCUUUCAAAAUCUUUAUUUUUAAAACUUGUUUUAGUAGCAUUAAGUUCAUCUUUUGCAUCACCACUUGGUUAUGCGUCUCUUAGACACAUUAAUUAUCCUACUCUUAUACUUGGAAAAUCUUGCAAACUACUUCCUGUUAUGGCCAUUCAUACCAUCUUUUACAAAACACAUUUUACUUAUCAUAAAUAUUUAAUAGUAGCAAUGGUAACCUCUGGAAUUGUUAUUUUUACUUUAUAUGAUUCACAAUUAUCAUCUAAAACUAAUAAACAAUCAUCAAAUGAUACAUGGGGCCUUUUUCUUCUUAGCAUUAAUCUUCUUUUAGAUGGAUAUACUAAUUCAACACAAGACCAAAUUUUUAAAGCGUUUCCACAUAUAACUGGCCCAUGGAUGAUGUUAUAUAUGAACAUUUUAUCUACAGUAGGUACGACAUUAUACUUAUUAUGCUUUACAAAUGAAUUGAUAACAACACUUGAAUUUAUAAAAAAAUAUCCAUCGAUAACUUCUGAUAUUCUUAUUUAUGGUUGUUCUGGAGCAAUUGGACAAUUAUUUAUUUUCCAUACUUUAGAAAAAUAUGGAAGUUUAAUCUUAAUAACUAUCACACUUACAAGAAAAAUGCUAACGCUAUUAUUAAGUCUUAUUUGGUUUAAUCAUAAGUUAACAAUUGGCCAAUGGAUAGGUGUAGGAUUAGUAUUUUAUGGAGCAAGUUUAGAAGCAUAUAUAAAGCAUACACAAUUAACUAAAAAAAAAGCAUAGUAGCAUUCAUGCAGAACUCAAAUACAUACAUACAUAUAUAU
Pneumocystis carinii B80 is the source of this 1044-nucleotide messenger RNA. RefSeq lists its product as hypothetical. Gene Ontology annotation, molecular function: UDP-galactose transmembrane transporter activity; UDP-glucose transmembrane transporter activity. Gene Ontology annotation, cellular component: Golgi membrane; endoplasmic reticulum membrane. The transcript is spliced from 2 exons. Gene Ontology annotation, biological process: UDP-galactose transmembrane transport. The record is from RefSeq and is a predicted model, not a curated record. Bases 44 to 1003 code for a protein of 319 amino acids. NCBI's taxonomy places the organism in Eukaryota, Fungi, Ascomycota, Pneumocystomycetes, Pneumocystales, Pneumocystaceae.